Hansenula anomala is the source of this 570-nucleotide messenger RNA. It is a transcript of the gene VPS25, whose product is annotated as ESCRT-II subunit protein VPS25. The transcript has 3 exons. The record is from RefSeq and is a predicted model, not a curated record. Gene Ontology annotation, biological process: protein transport to vacuole involved in ubiquitin-dependent protein catabolic process via the multivesicular body sorting pathway. Gene Ontology annotation, molecular function: structural molecule activity; protein homodimerization activity. NCBI's taxonomy places the organism in Eukaryota, Fungi, Ascomycota, Saccharomycetes, Phaffomycetales, Wickerhamomycetaceae. The coding region runs from base 1 to 570 and encodes 189 amino acids. Gene Ontology annotation, cellular component: ESCRT II complex.
AUGCCCAACUACACCUUCCCCCAGAUCUACAACUUCCCUCCGUUCUUCACACGCCAGCCCAACGAGCAGACGUGGCACGCGCAACGGAGCAGCUGGAUCCAGUUGAUCCUGGGCUACUCCAGGGCCAACCGAGUAUGGAUCCUCAACAACAAGGGCCAGGUGCUCUCACAGGGCAACGUUGACGAAGGUGCCACCAUUACCAAGGAAUCGUUGUUUGCCAAUGACAGGAUCCAGCGCAGUCUGAGCAUCGAGACCGUUGAUGAGAUAUUCAGCGAGAUGGUGAAGAGUGAGGAUGCCUUCUACAACGACAACCACUCGAGUGUGUUUGUCAACUUCUACAGGCCCGAGGACUGGGCUGCGAUGGUGCUGGAAUGGGUGGAAUCCACAGGCCAAAGCGGUGGUGUCUUGACGAUGUAUGAAAUCGCCAAUGGGGAGCUCAGUGCCAGCCAGGAGUUCCAUGGAAUACACCCAGUCAUACUCGAGAAGGCCCUGAAUGUGCUGGUCAAGAGAUCAAGGGCCCAGUUGCUCAAGGACCAGGACAAUAGAAUCGCUGGUGUUAAAAUCGUAUAA